AUGUUGUCCCUUCCAAUAUCUGGGCCUAAACAACCUGGAAAUGACAUUGAUGUGUAUCUAGCGCCUCUCAUUGAAGAUUUGAAAUUGUUGUGGAAUGAAGCUUAUGGGAAUUUGUCGGGGUACACUGUGAAGGGAACAAUUCCUUGCCCCAUUUGUGAAGAUGAUUUGGAGGCAUUGCGCCUAGACAAUUGUGGCAAGCAUGUAUACAUGGAUAAUCGAAGACAUCUUCCAGAAGACCACCCUUUUCGAUUCAAUAAGGAUGCUUUUAAUGGAAAAGUGGAGUUGAGAGAAGAUCGUGGCCCUUUACGUGCAAGUGGGGUUUAUCAGCGGGUCAAAGACAUUGAGAAUGAGUUUGGAAAGACAAAGGAUGGAGUUAAAGUAAGAAAAGACAUGGCUGCUAUGGGUCGUUCAGAGUUGGCACCCGAAUCUCGAGGAAAACGCUGGUAUCUUCCCCCAGCUUGCUUUACCUUGUCUAAAAAGGAAAAAACUAGCUUCUGUGAGUCAUUGCAUGGUUUAAAGGUCCCGACUGGAUUUUCUUCUAAUUUUUGUAGACUUGUGUCAAUGUCUGACUUGAAAUUGGGUGACAUGAAAUCUCAUGAUUGUCAUGUCUUUAUGCAACAAUUAUUACCAGUUGCCAUUCGAGGAAUUUUUCCACCUCAAGUGAGCAAGGUCAUAAAUCCAAGUAUUUUAGAUGACUUGCAAGCAGAUGUACUUGAGACAAUGUGUCGAUUUGAAAUGUAUUUUCCCCCAUCUUUUUUUGACGUGAUGCCUCAUUUGGUUAUUCAUCGUGUACGUGAAAUUAAACUUUGUGGACCAGUGUGUAUGAGAUACAUGUAUCCUUUUGAACGAGAAAUGGGUGACUUAAAGGGAAAAGUCAUGAAUCUGGCCAAACCUGAAGCUAGUAUUGUACAACGAACAGUUGCUGAGGAAGUGGCAGCAUGGGUUGCUCAAUAUCUUGCACGUUCACAGAAAAUUGGGUUGCCAAAGUCUCGACACGAUGGGAGGCUUGGAGGUCAAGGUACUAUUGGCAGGAAAAGGAUAUCCAUGGGCUUUGAAAUGAAAAAUAAGGCCGAGCUUUUUGUGUUGCAAAAUCUUAGUGAGGAACGAGUGAUGUCCCAACUAUCCACCACACCUAACGAUAUAUCUGACACAUUGAGAUGGUUGGCAUAUGGUGCUAAAUGUCAAGUCAUGUCAUAUGAGGGAUACGACAUCAAUGGGUAUUCUUUUUACACUAGCCGACAAGAUGACAAGUCAACAAUGCAAAACAGUGGUGUUAAAGUAGUAGGUUUGUCAUCUGAGUAUGUUAGUGCACAUGAUAAAACACUUGUGGAUAAGAAGAAAUUUUAUUAUGGAAUCAUUGAAGAAAUAAUAGAGCUGGAUUAUGUUGAUUUCAAGAUUCCUCUAUUUCGAUGUAAGUGGGCUGAUAGUAGCCGUGGUGUAAAAAAAGAUGAACAAGGGAACUUGACCCUUGUAAAUCUUGGUCGACGAGGGCAUCUAGCUGAUCCAUUUAUAUUUGCUUCACAAGCAAAACAAGUUUUUUACAUGGCUGACCCAGCUAAUUGUAAGUGGUCAGUUGUUUUAGAAGGUAAAAGAAGGAUUCUUGGCAUUGAAGAUGUGGUGGACGAGGAAGAAUAUGAUGAGAAAUUUAAUGAGUCACCACCUUCCGUUUGGAGCAUCCCUCCAAUAGUCGAUGAUUUUGACACAACGUUGAAACGAAAAGAUCAUAAUGAAGGAUUUUAUGUCGCAAAAGAGAAGAAUGAAGUAGGUAAGUAA
Molecule: messenger RNA, 1773 nt
Organism: Chenopodium quinoa (quinoa)
Lineage: Eukaryota; Viridiplantae; Streptophyta; Magnoliopsida; Caryophyllales; Amaranthaceae
Exons: 6
Coding region: 1-1773 (590 amino acids)
Source: RefSeq, a predicted model, not a curated record